GUAAAAGGUACAAAGACGUCAUAGACGUCGCUUGGUUGUCAACAAAGGUAAACAUAGAAAUUCUGACAAGAACAUUAUGGCUACAAGAACAGGCAGGACUCCUACUAAGGUUCGCGCGAACCGUGAGGCGGUGGCCGAGUAUUUUCACUCUCUGAGGGAGGAACCUGUUAAGGAGGGCUCUGCAUUACAGCAGACACCCAGCGGACUUCAUUUCAAACUCCCAAGUAAACGUCUAGUUUACGAAAGUGGUAAUUAUGCAGUGUUUGAUGUUCGGGACGGAAGUUCCAACAGUGAUGAAUCUAGCUUUCAUAGUUUACGAGAGCAAGAGUCCAUCGACGCUCCCCAAGGGUUUUACUAUGGAGGGGAACAUUUGGCAAAUACUGAAGAAACGUGUCAUGACUCAGAGCAGCAACAUGCAUCCAGAUCAGCUCAGCGUGAAUACUCCCAAAGGCAAAGAAGUAGUUCAGAACGCCGGGCAACGUCUAGCACCAGGGGUUCAGCAUUCACCGCACAGCAGGAUGCUCAUCUAUCUAGAAUGUCAUCUCAGUAUUAUGAUGCAGAAAGUAGACACAAAAGAUCCAUGUCAAACGAUGCAGAUUAUUACAAUGCAAAUGAGAGGUUGAGCCAUGGGAACAUAGGUAGGGAACCACAGCCCGAAUCUUCUCGUAAGGGUGGAGUGAAAGAUGAACAGUACACGUCAAAAUCAACCCCACAACAAGGAACAUACUACAAUUCACAAUAUGAGCGCCAUUACAGGGGACAGCAGAGUAUUAAAGAAGGAAUGUCAAGUGUAGCAGGUACAUCGCAAGGACAAGUAUUUGCUGGCGUCUCUGAUAACGAGGUGGUCAGAAAGCAACGACAAAGUGAAUCAAGCUACGAGGAUGAAAUGCUCAUGAAAGGAUUAGAACAAGUAAUGAACGAAGCCGUAUCUUCAACCAAAGAGAUGAACCAGUUUCUCUAUGAUUUAUGGCGAUCACAACGCAUGUGUGAUAUUAUCAUCAAAGUCAACGAUAAAGAAUUUCACGCCCACAAACUUGCCCUUGCAGCGCACAGUGAGAAGUUCACCAGUCGAUACUGCGAGGAGGCACCGUUGACGAUAUCAGAGGUGAUACUCCCUCAUGCCUCUGCUGAAGCCGCCGAGACUCUGAUAAACUACAUUUACACAAACGAACUCGUCCUCACGGCAGAAAACAUUGAAUCCAUUAUUAUUUGCGCUCGACAACUUGGCAUCAAAAGUGCUUUAAACUUUUGUCAAGAUUUUCUCAACUCGUUUACAAGGGACAGUGUCUUGUUCUUGCUACCGAUUGCUCAGAGACAAGGUUUUACGGAAGUUGCCGAGCGAAUGUUUGGGUUUAUAAAUAAAUGCUCUUUAACAAUGAUGCAGUCGGAGGGAUUUCUGCAGUGUGAAAUGCAUCAAGUUGAAUGGUUAAUCUCCCAAGACCAGCUGGCGAUCACUACUGAGCUUGAGGUGUUUUUUGCUGUCCUCAGAUGGAUCGAUCACGACCAAAAAGAAAGAAUCAAGUACGCCCCUGUCCUCGUUGGGUGUGUUCGAUUGAUUUACAUCAGUCCAGACGAUCUUGUCAAACACGUUGAGCCAGAGAGACACAUUUUCAGCAUACAGAAAUGUUUUGAAAUGCUGUACUUUGCUUUCAGAUAUCACGCUAUAAAGUUAGGCGGAAGCACGUUAUAUACGAUAAUGAAAGUACCCCCUCCCAGGCAGUAUACAAUCCCUGUGAGUGAGCAAUCACAAACAUGUAGGCGGAUCUCAAACAUAGAAAAGGCAUCCGUAAACCAAACUAAUAACACAUCAUCGUGUGGUUCCGUAUUUUUGAAUACAGAAUUGCAAAGCAAUGGCGGUACUAGUCAAAAUUUUACUUACAAAGACACAACAGCAAUAAGUCCACAUAAGCGAGGUGCUUCUGAAUCUACCGGAUAUACACCAAACCUUAAAGAGGAAACUGUAAGACAUGGUUCCCAUAACGGAAGUGGCAACAAAAGUUUCGAAUACGCAGAGAAUGUUAAACGUGGUUAUCAAAGUGAUAAAACGCAGGACACUAAACAACGAAAGCAAUCGAACAAUAAAGUUGACUCCACAGGACAGUCCUCCGGAAGUGAGUCGAAAAAGAGUCUCGAUUCGGCCGAAUCCUUCCCAUCACGUGACACAGAGGAGCAGUUUUCGUUAGGUCGGGGAAAGAUGGCGGACGCUAAACCUGUAGAUUCUGAACCAAGUGCGUCCGAGAGAACACCUAAUCCAAGAGGGAUUGUUAAUAAGUUGUCUCCUGCUACACAAAAAGUGGAAGAGAAGAAAAAAAUCGCAGCUCCUAAAGUAAGAACAAGAGACAAGAUAAGGUCACGUGAUCGAUUCUUGGUUAUUGGCGGAGUCGAUCCAUUCGAGAUGACAGACAACGAAACGAGUCGAUUGGUGGAGGAGUUUUAUCCAAGCAAAUCGGAAUGGACAUCGAAGUCGAGCCUCCCUGAUGCCAGGCAUCAUACUUGUGCUUGCCUGCUAGAUGGAUUCAUAUAUCUUAUCGGCGGAUCUACCUACGAUCAACAAAAACCCGAAAACUUAGCCAAUCCAACAUCCACAUGUUUCCGGUAUGACCCUGAUAAGGAUUACUGGUCCCGAAUUUCCUCCCUGCAGACUCCCCGGAUGUAUCAUGGAGCCGGUGUCCUGAGUGGAGUAAUAUACGCAGUCGGUGGUCACGAUUACACUGGCAGGCCUUUAGAUACAGUUGAAUACUACAAUGCAGAUACCGACUCUUGGAACUAUGCGGCCAAUAUGACAGAACCCAAAUUAGGUGUGGCAUGCACAGGGUACAAGGGCCGCUUGGUUGUGAUUGGUGGAGCGGUUGAUCGUGGAGGUCAAAAGGUUGUCUUAACAACAGUGGAGUGUUAUGAUCCGAAACUCAACUGCUGGGUUCGAAAGAAAUGUCUCCCAAAGCCUCUAUGCCACGCAUACGUCUUAGAAGUAAACAACGACCUAUAUCUCCUCGGCGGAGCAACACAGGAGACCCCCGGCGGUAUUGUGUUGAGUUCCGGUACAGUGUAUCGUUACACGAAUCUCUGUGAAGUAUGGGUGGAGUUUACUCAAAUGAUCACACCCCGACACGACGCAAGCGCAGUGGCUAUAGGAUGUAACAUCUAUAUUGUGGGCGGGAUCAGCACGGCGACGGGAGAGGCCGUAGAAAGUAUGGAAGUCCUGGAUUGCGAGACAGCCACGUGGGAGGAGGAAAAUGAGGAGGAGUUUAGAGCAGUGGUAGGCGUGGCUUGUGUUAGGAUGCCCCGCCUUUAAUAAUGCUUAGGUGUACCAUGUGUUAGGAUGCCCUACCUUUUGAUAAUGCUAGAUGCCCUGUUCAUUAGACAGCUAUAAAAUAUCUCUGAUAUACAAAUCUGGUCUUCCUUGAAAACUAAAAACGUUAUUUAAAAAAAAAAAAUAUUAUAAUAUGUAUUGUGGAUUCCUGUAAAUACUUUGUACAAAUGAUUUGAAGUAAAAGUCAAUCUUAAAUUAG
This is a messenger RNA of Saccostrea echinata, 3509 nucleotides long. Its product is annotated as ring canal kelch homolog. The coding region runs from base 77 to 3292 and encodes 1071 amino acids. The record is from RefSeq and is a predicted model, not a curated record. Gene Ontology annotation, molecular function: protein binding. Lineage: Eukaryota; Metazoa; Mollusca; Bivalvia; Ostreida; Ostreidae. The transcript has 7 exons.